Molecule: messenger RNA, 1368 nt
Organism: Drosophila willistoni
Lineage: Eukaryota; Metazoa; Arthropoda; Insecta; Diptera; Drosophilidae
Product: protein toll
Exons: 2
Coding region: 1-1368 (455 amino acids)
Biological process (GO): toll-like receptor signaling pathway; innate immune response
Cellular component (GO): membrane
Molecular function (GO): transmembrane signaling receptor activity
Source: RefSeq, a predicted model, not a curated record
AUGUGGUCUGAUCAUCCUUAUAAAGAAACAGAUAUUCCCGUACACUUUCAUCAUCUUAAGGGACCAUGCCCCGAGUUCUGCACCUGCUGUUUUAAUGGAUCUGAAGAUCAGUUUAUAAUCGACUGCAGAAGCAAAGUGCUCGAAAUAUUUCCCACUUUACCGAAUAAUAUAAUUGGUGACUCUUCACUUCUUCUGGAUGAUAAUGAUAUCGAAACUCUCUCAACCAUAUCCCUGCGGAACUCCACUUUGGGAGAACUGCACUUGAAGAAUAACAGUCUAACUCAUCUUCAUUUGGAUCAACUCCCAUCCAAUCUCAAAGUUUUUGAUAUUCGGCAAAACAACUUAACAGGACUGGAUGACGAUGUGACACAGUUUGUAUCAAACUUAAAAGAGAUUCAACUAUCGGAAAAUCCCUGGCAAUGCAGUUGUAAGUUCACCAAGUUUCUUGCCCAUCUCAGAAGAAGUUAUCGCCUAGAAUACCAAGCUGCUUUAAGACGUUGCAGUGGACAAGAAUAUUGCCCCGAUCUGUGCACCUGUUGCAGAGAAGAUGAUAGCAAUAGGUUUCUAAUCAACUGCAAUAGUCUGGGAUUGAUGGAGAUACCCACUAAGCUACCCAUGACAGAAAAUACCAUCCUUUUAUUUGAAAACAAUAACCUACAGACCUUGGACAGGUCCACCAAAGUCAAGGGCUAUGAUCAACUGAAAGAACUUCAUCUAAGAUUGUUAGUUUCCCUGGAGGAGAAGGAUCUAUGCCCUGAAAAAAUUCCGUUCUAUGUCAUCUACUUCACAACAUUCAUAAUAUUGAGCUGCCUGUUAAGUAUCCUGCAAUGCUUUUGGAAGUCCAUACCCAUGUGGUUAUACGAGAAGAGACUAUUCCUGAAACUGACCACUCGUCUGGAGAAGGGCACCGAGACGAAGUAUGACUGCUUCUUGGCCUAUUGCCACAAGGAUUCACAUUUCGUAAGGGAGUACGUCGAGAGGUUGGAGCAUGGACGUAACCGACUUCGUUUGUGCUUCUACGAAAGAGAUUGGUUGGCUGGUGAACCGAUUCCCGAUUGCAUUUGCCACUCUGUAGAGAAUUCCAAGUGCACAGUCAUUCUAAUGACCAAAAACUUCCUGAAAUCUGUUUGGGGCCGUUUGGAAUUCCGUUUGGCCCUUCAUGCCACUUCCAAGGAUCAGCACAAGCGGCUCAUUGUGAUCAUCUAUCCGGGUGUGGAGAACUUUAAUAAUCUCGAUGGCGAAUUACAAAGCUACAUGAAACUGAAUACCUAUCUGAUGCGAAAUGAUGUCAAUUUCUGGAGUAAACUUGUCUAUGCCUUGCCCCACAAGAUGGAAGAUGGCAUGGACUUGAUUAAUAUAGCACCUUAA